UUUUUUAGGAUGAGGCAGAAGGCUUCACGUGAGGCCAGCGCGAUCUGUGCUGAGUUGGCUGAAUUGUGUGUGUGUGAGUGUGAGUCAGAGAGAAGUGAAAUCACUACCACAGCAGUAAUCUCUGGUCGCGCACUUUCACAUCCCCCCGGUGCGAUCUGUCUCCUGGAGUUCUCUCAUCACUGGUCUGAACGUCCGGAUGGCGGCAAACCGUUGGACGUCUGUGUCUGUGUCUGUGUCUGUGUGUGUGUGUGUGUGUGUGUGUGCGCACGGGUGUGUGGUUGCUGCUGGAGCAAUCCAACCUCCUCCCCGCGCGUUGCUCAAUAGGGUGAGUGGAAUUGAAGAACCAGAGGAAGUUGCGACAUUCCAGUUAGCUCAGAGCCGACAGAGGAGCACCAGAGCACCGGAGGACGGCGUUCUUUACGGACUUUGCCGUGUCACAGCAGCAGCCGGGAGCCCGAAGGACUCUUCGUGAUUUGGGAACUGGCCCACAUGCUGUGGUUUUGAUAGCGGAGGCGGGCGCGUGCUGGUGUUCCCCGUAGUUCAGGUAUGUCUUCCAUGUUCUCCUGGGUUGCAGUGUCCCUUCUCACCGUGGUUUCCACGGCGACUGGCAUCCCUCAGGAUGGCGAGUGUAAGGACUAUGGGGUGGAUUUUGAGCGUGUGUUCACACGGCCGGGGGAGGCAGCCAUGAUGAACUGCUCUCUGGUCGACCCCCGAGUCUUCAACCUCACACACCCCUACAACAUCACAUGGUACCACCUGCGCACAGGUCUGGAGCGCAGCUCACACAUGGGCCAUACCAUUAUACAGGGGACAACGCUGUGGUUUUUCAACACCACUGAAGAGGAUAAAGGGGAAUUCAUGUGUGUUGUCAGGACUCUACAGGGCUGCUUUAAACAGAGAUAUGUGCUGGAUGUGGCGGCGGCGACAUGGCUUGAGAGGGGGUGUGUCCACAAGGAGAGGAGUCGCCAGUUUCUUGUCGCGCUGACCGAUGACGUCGUCUCCUGCCACUCCCCUGUCAUCGACUACCUGUCCUACCUAGACACCUACAGCAUCCACUGGUACAGGGGCUGUGAGGUUUUGCAGAUGGGUGGGAAGUUCUUGCUGAGGCGUGAUGGAUAUCUCCACGUCACAGAUGUUGUCCCUGGAGAUGCAGAUAACUACACCUGCCUCGUCAGCUUUCAGCUGGGUGGGGUCGAAGGUCGCAUGACGGAGACCAUCGAGACCACUGUCAGCGUGGAAGUCACUUACCAGCCUCAAAUCCUCUUACCUGAGGGAGAGAUCAGCAAAGUUGACCUGGGCUCGGCUGUCAGUAAGGUGUGUCGUGUGCUGGUGCCCGGUGUGGGUACACACAGAGUGCUGGUGAUCUGGAGGACCCCAUAUACAUACGUCUCCGACAAUACAACUCACCGCAUACACCAACUACCACAGAGAGAGCUGCCUGAUGAAGAUGGGGUGAUUGUGGAGGUAGAGCUGGUCUUGUCUGAGGUCAGAGAAGAGGACCUGAAUGUGAACUUCACCUGUGAGGCACACAAUGACCGCAAGAUCCCGAUGGCCAGCUUUAGACUGCAGUUAGAUUCAAACUUGCUGCUGCCGCUGGGUCUGGUGUUCGGGGGCGUGGCCUUGGCCUUCGUUCAGUGCGUGGUUCUUUACCGUCUCUUUAAGAUUGAGAUCGCCCUCACCUGCAGGGCUAUGAUGCCUUACCUCUACCGCAGCACAGAGGGUGAUGGAAAGUUGUAUGAUGCGUACGUGGUGUACCCGCGUGUGAUUGGUCAGUCGGGUAGUGCCGAGGAAACCUUCGCACUAAGCACCAUCCCCAAGAUGCUUGAGGGGCGCUAUGGUUACCGCCUCUUCAUCCUGGGCAGGGACUGUAUGCCUGGAGAAGCUCUUGUUGACGUGGUGUGUUCCUCUCUCGCCCUGAGUCGUCGUGUUCUGCUGAUGUACGGUGGGCGGAGUCUGUCCUGUGAAGGCGUGGCCGACUGGGGGGCGUGGCUGGAGCAGCAGUUGGCUCUGCAGCGCUCCCUAUUGGAGGACGAGGGGCUGGGCGUGGUCCUGAUCGACCUGGGGGGCGUGUCGGACUCAGCUCUGCCCCCCGCCAUGCGGCUGCUGAAGGAGGAACAGGGGGCGCUGUCCCCCGCCCCCACCCACGCCUGCUGCUCCUCCUCCUCCUCCUCAUCCUCCUCAUCCUCAUCCUCCACCCACGGCUGCUGCGGCACGGAGGAGGAGGAGGAGGAGGAAGAGGGGGAGGGGGACGGCGUGCUGCCCUUCAUCAACCCCCCCCCUCGCUUCUGGAGGGAACUACGCUACCACAUGCCAAUCAGAGGCAAAGCCAGGCCUCGUACACGCAAACACAAACACACGCACACACAAACGCACACACACACGGCUCCUGUCUAAGGCUCAGAAACACACACACACACUCACACACACACACACACACACAGCUCUUAUCUAAGGCUCAGAUGCCUCAGAAUGACAAUGAGAGCUGCUGGCCAGGUCUGUUUAAGAGAGUCUACACAUCAUUGGAAGAGUUUUAAUCAGGUCUGAAGAGCUCAAAUCAAGUCUGAAGAGUUUCAUUCAUGCAAAAGGCGCCUAAAGGGUUUGAAUCUCUCAGCUCUGAAAUGUAAAUUAUAUAAAUUCAUUUAUGUGAAGCUUGAAUGAUUCAGGCCUUUCAAACAAACACACACUCUCUCUCACACACACACACACACACACACACUCACACACACUCACACACACACGCAC
Clupea harengus (Atlantic herring) is the source of this 2742-nucleotide messenger RNA. Its product is annotated as interleukin-1 receptor-like 2. The record is from RefSeq and is a predicted model, not a curated record. Gene Ontology annotation, biological process: signal transduction. Gene Ontology annotation, molecular function: interleukin-1 receptor activity. Lineage: Eukaryota; Metazoa; Chordata; Actinopteri; Clupeiformes; Clupeidae.